CUGGCAUCUACAAUCGAGUGGAUCGGCGUUGGUGGCGCAUAAGAUAGUCAAAUGAGUCAGCUUUAGCCACCGUCAAAGUUCAAUUGCCUCUCUUGACAUUCCAUAUUGACCUCUUGGUCGUUGCCACCACUGCCUUUUAAGCUUUUUGUGCUCAGAGCUCAGUCAAUGUUCCUUUAGGCUGUUUUUCCUUUGCUUUGGCCUCUUAAUUUUAAUAUAUAAAUAUGCUCUCCUCGAUCAAAGCAGACCACCCGUUGUGCAUUCUAUCCUUCUUUUGAACAUUUCGACAUUCGCCUGCCGUCUUUUCAUCUCAUUUAAACAUUCAUCUUUUACAUCAUGGGUUUGUUUACAACCCAUAGUCCAAUCGCUGUCCGAAUUGAAAUUAUUGCCAAUCUAGCAGUCAUUAAAAACUGGCAAUCUGUCCAUGACCUAUGCCAAUAUGUGAACAAUGAAGAUAAUGGAGCAAAAGAAGCAGCCAGAGUGUUGCGCAAGAAGCUGCGUACUGGUACCCCUCAACAGCAACUCAACGUGAUAUCGAUCAUCCAGUCUCUAAUUGACGGCUGCGGCUCAAAAUUUAAAGCCAACUUGGCUACUGAGAAGUUUGCUGCUGAAAUUUCCCAAGUCUUGAUCUCGCAGUCUACAAACCCCCAUGUCAAGAGCCGUUUGAUGGAACGUCUUUCUGUGUGGUCUCGGGCGUUCUCGCAAGACCCUGGCCUGGCCAUUAUUCCUCAACUUCAUAAGCAAAUGCUAUGCCUCGGCAUAGCUUCAAAUGCGGCCCCAAACAUUAAUUCUGCAGCACAACCCAGCCCACAUCCCGUUAUGCAAAGCGCAGACAAGAUGGUUACCCAAAUUCUUCAAGACACUGAGUUGGCUAAGAGCAGCGCUCAAAUGCUGAUCGAGGCUAUCUCCUUUGCGGAUCCUGAAAUCGAGGCGAUUGAGGAGAAUGAGCUGAUCAAAGAAUUCCAUUCAAAAUGCUUUACAUUACACCGUGGCAUUCAAAUAUAUCUUCAAAAAGCUAUGGAGACGCCUCAUCCACAUGAGGAAUGCUUAGCCGCACUGUUGUCUUGUAACGAAGAACUCUUGCGGGCGUUUGCAGCUCACACGCAGAUGCUGCAGCGAUGCCAGCAAGAUAAAUUAUCAAGGGCCAAUUCUAUCAGCCACGUAGGCGCCACGACAAUGCAUUCAGGAUCAAUUUCAAACGUGAACCCUUCUCCAACUACACAUACUACAAAUUCUGCUGGUCAGAAUGAAACGACUAUCAAAAUCGAAGUUGACUCCCUCUUAAGUCGAUCACAGGAUCCGUCUGUUGAUCCAUUUGCAGAUGACGUCUACCGUGUGUCUGAUUCUUCAAACAUCGCUACGGCCAUCAGAAAUGGAAAACGAGUCGAUGUUGCCAGAAACAGUGACGAGAUUUCAGAGAAAGAGCUCCUCGAGCUUAUUAAAAGCCAGUCUCCAAGUGACUCGACCAAGCUCAAUCAGGCUGGACCCUCCUCCUCAUCAGCAGCCACUCCAGCUUCGAUUCCUGCUGUUGCAGUCCAAGUGUCGCCAGCUGUUUAGUUUAUUUUUGUUAAUCCUUUAAAAGACAC
Messenger RNA from Lobosporangium transversale, 1583 nucleotides. RefSeq lists its product as hypothetical. The coding region runs from base 334 to 1554 and encodes 406 amino acids. Gene Ontology annotation, cellular component: actin cortical patch. Gene Ontology annotation, molecular function: ubiquitin binding; phosphatidylinositol binding. NCBI's taxonomy places the organism in Eukaryota, Fungi, Mortierellomycota, Mortierellomycetes, Mortierellales, Mortierellaceae. Gene Ontology annotation, biological process: endocytosis; actin filament organization; actin cortical patch localization. The record is from RefSeq and is a predicted model, not a curated record. The transcript has 11 exons.